This is a messenger RNA of Helianthus annuus (common sunflower), 1029 nucleotides long. RefSeq names its product cancer-related nucleoside-triphosphatase homolog. Gene Ontology annotation, molecular function: ribonucleoside triphosphate phosphatase activity. The record is from RefSeq and is a predicted model, not a curated record. The transcript has 7 exons. NCBI's taxonomy places the organism in Eukaryota, Viridiplantae, Streptophyta, Magnoliopsida, Asterales, Asteraceae. The coding region runs from base 7 to 666 and encodes 219 amino acids.
CUUGUGAUGCAAUUCGAACUUGAGACCUCUGCCGUCUUCAGCCCAAAUCCUGCUUGGGUAUUCCAGCAAACUGGUAAAGAUCACAAAACAACAAUGGCCGCUCCAGCAAAAUGCUUUCUGGUCACUGGCUCCCCUGGCGUGGGUAAAACCACUUUGAUUGCCAAGAUUGUGGAGACUCUCAAAUCAUCCAACCCCAAUUUAAAGAUUCAGGGUUUCUUCACCCGUGAGAUGAGGCAAGAAGGAGAGAGAGUAGGGUUUGAGGUGGUUACAUUAGAUGGCCGUACUGCUCCACUUGCUUCUAUCAAUACUUCAAGUGCAGAGUCCAAUAGAUGGCCUAUGGUGGGGAAAUACAAAGUCGAUGUAGCGUCGUUUGAGUCUUUGGCGUUGCCUGAGUUGCAGGUCAAAGAAGACACGGAUCUAUUUGUGAUUGAUGAAGUUGGUAAGAUGGAGUUGUUUAGUUCAUUGUUCUUCCCUGCAGUGCUGCGAGUUCUGGAGUCUAACAAACCGUUUCUAGCUACCAUCCCUGUUCCAAAAGCUGGUCGAAAUAUACCUGCUGUUGCAAGGUUGAAGAAUCAUCCAGGCGCGACCGUUUUUAGUCUAACAAAAAGCAAUAGGGAUGCUAUGAAAGAUCAAAUAUGUUCCCAGUUGGCGGGCCAGCUGGUUUAACCCGUUUACUCCUUUUUUGGGCUUCUUCCUAGACAUAUACGAGGAGUCGUGCUUCCAUAUCGUAACAUAACGCAGUCAGGGGUACACCACUUAAAGACUGGUCAUCUUCGCUCUGCAUUAUUAUAGAAGCAAAAAGGAUAAGAACACUUAACUAAUUAAGAUGAUAUUAAUGUAGAAUCUAUUACUGUUAGAUUGCAGUUGGAAUCAGAAGUUACCUGUUGAUUAAACGAUACCAUUGGAAUCAAAAGUGGAGAUGAUGCAUCCCAAAAGUUUAUAGCACCAUUGCUGUGUCCUGUUAUAUAUAUGUUCUUAAAAUUCGAGAAACUGCUAAAACCGCUUGACGAAGAUCCAUCUUUUUGCUUA